Molecule: messenger RNA, 3291 nt
Organism: Girardinichthys multiradiatus
Lineage: Eukaryota; Metazoa; Chordata; Actinopteri; Cyprinodontiformes; Goodeidae
Product: hemicentin-2-like
Exons: 19
Coding region: 227-2953 (908 amino acids)
Biological process (GO): cell surface receptor signaling pathway
Molecular function (GO): transmembrane signaling receptor activity
Source: RefSeq, a predicted model, not a curated record
UUAAAUUCAUGCAUGAUUUGACUAAGCAGCACUCUUUGACCUACGGGUUUAACACAUGUUUCUCCUUCAGCUUAAUCGCUGAGCCUUUUGCAACCGUCUCUAAACAUUAUGGGAUUGAUUCUUCUGAUACCUCGGGUCUAACUGCACCAUCUUGAUUCCUCAUUACAACGGUCAAUUGUCUACAGCAAAUUGCUGCCUUUCUGAUUAGCCGUGAACACGUCUGGAGAUGAGGAUGGGACACACUUUGCUCUGCAGGCUGGUCUUCUUCUUGUUCUGCAUCCUCCGCUGUAGCUAUGCUGAAGUUUCUAAACCGACUGUGACCUUUCAACCCUACGGGCCUGUUGUGUACAAGGGAGAGAAAAUCAGUCUCAGCUGUCUGGUCCAAGAAGGUGGAGGAACUCAGUGGACAUAUGAAUGGACUGAGGACAUGAAAUCAGCCAACUGGAACUCUUCAUCAUCCAGUGAAUACUACAUCUACAAUGUCUCUGGAUCUGACCGUGGAAAAUACAGAUGUAGGGCAGCAGGAGACCAUCAGCUAACAGAAUGGAGUGAUGCCUACAGACUGACAGUAAUAACAGAUAAACCUAGAGCCUCACUGACAGCAGAGAGAACAACCAUACCAGCAGGGAGCAGUGUAGCUCUGACCUGCUCUGUGGACAGAUCUACUGGCUGGAAGUUUGAUUGGUUCAGACAGGAGUCAGAGUCUUCUACAGCUCAGCCAAUAAGAACCAAUGAACCAGGUGGAGUCCUCUUCAUCUCAGAGGAAGGUGUUUACAGCUGCAGAGGAAGAAGAGGAGAUCCAGUUUUCUCCACCGAAACCAGCAAGAACUUCAUCGUUUAUAAGACUGUGUUCAAGCCGACUGUGACCCUGCAACCCAACGGGCCUGUUGUAUACAGAGGAGAAAACAUCACUCUGAGAUGUGAGAUCCAGGGAGGUGGAGGAGCUCAGUGGAUGUAUGAAUGGAGCUCACCCCACAGAAACCCUCCAACAUCCAGUGAAUUCAGGAUCAUCAGAGUCUCUGAGUCUGAUAGUGGAAACUACUGGUGUAUCCCUAGAGGAAAUUAUCUGAAAACAUACUGGAGUGAUGUCUUCAUCUUGACAGUGAGAUCAGAUAAACCCAGAGCCUCAAUGACAGCAGAGGAAACAAUCAUACCAGCAGGGGGCAGUGUAGCUCUGAGCUGCUCUGUGUUCAGAUCUACUGACUGGAAGUUUGAUUGGUUCAGACAGGAGUCAGAGUCUUCUACAGCUCAGCCAAUAAGAACCAAUGAACCAGGUGGAGUCCUCUUCAUCUCAGAGGGAGGUGUUUACAGCUGCAGAGGAGGAAGAGGAGAUCCAGUUUUCUACACUGAAACCAGCAAUAAAGUCUCCAUUCAGAAAACUGUUCCUAUUAAACCCAGUGUGAUCCAACAACCCAGCUGGUCUCAGAUAUUCAGAGGAGAGAGAGUCACUCUGAGAUGUGAGAUCCAGGGAGGUGGAGGAGCUCAGUGGACGUAUGAAUGGAAACCAACCAACAGAAACCUUCUAACAUCCAAUGAAAACAAGAUCACAACAGCUGACAGUAGAGUCUAUCGCUGCAGAGGAAGAGGAGACAUAUUUACUUCAACAGAGUGGGGAGUCCUCAGGUUAACUGUAUCCACAGAUAAACCUCAGCCUGUCCUCUCUGUGUCUCCAUCAUGGCUGAGUCCUGGAGCCUCAGUGACUCUGAGCUGUGGAGGGUUGGAGCAUCCGUCUGCAGGAUGGAGGUUCUUCUGGUAUAAAAUGAUUGCUAAAAUAUCCAGCAGCUCCUACAGCUUUGAGCUGCUGUCUGGUAGCUCCAACGGGACUGAACAGAACUCCUACAUCGUUCAUGGACCGACUCACACAGCUGGAUAUGUUUGCAGAGCAGGAAGAGGAGAACCAGCGUUUUACACUGAAUACAGUGAAGCAAAGUUUGUCUGGUCUCAAGACUCUCAUCCAGCAGCUUCUCUCUCAGUGAAUCCCGACAGAGUUCAACAUUUUAUUGAUCAGUCUGUCACACUGAGCUGUAGCGGGAACAAUACCAUGUGGAGAGUGAGGAGGUUUACAGAAACAGCCAGCCCAUCAUACAUUCAGUGCUCCAACUGGGGAACAUUGUCUGGAUCCUCAUGUACCAUAAACCAACUCGGGUAUCACAGUGGAGUGUACUGGUGUGAGUCUGGAUCAGGAGAUUUCAGCAACGCUGUCAACAUCACUGUACAGGAUGAUUAUUCUGCUCCUAUCCUGGUGAGCCCCGUCCAUCCUGUGACUGAGGGAGAUCCUGUUACUCUGAGCUGCAGAGAUAAAAAACUAAAACUACUCUCCAAUGUGUUUUUCUAUCACAAUAACAAACUCCUCCACAAUGACAGAAGAGAGGAGCUGAACAUCUCUGCAGUGUCAAAGUCAGAUGAAGGUUUCUACAAGUGUAAACAUUCAGGAAAGGAGUCACUACAGAGCUGGAUGUCAGUUAGAGUAACUGUGUCCAGUCCUGUCAGCUCUUCAUUUUCUGUGCUCUGGAUCAUUGGACCAGUUAGUGGAAUAAUUCUCAUUAUUCUCCUGCUCUUGUUGUGGCGCUACAGACAGUCCGAAGAUUUGUGCUUUCUCAGAUCAGAAAGAACCAAUCAGAGGUCCAUCACAAAACAUGAAGCAGAGACUGAAAUUAAUGAAUCUAGCUCUCCUCUCCAGGGUGAUGCUCUCUAUGCAUCAGUCGAGCAUUCUACAGCCACUGGAACGGCUGAACCCACAGAAAUAACAUAUUCCAUCAUAAAUAUCAAAAAGCUCAGAAAAAAUAGGAGACCUUGUGAACCAGAGCAGGUUAUUUACUCUGAAGUGAAACCAAGAGCUGCAGGUGGAGUCAGUCCGAACCAUGAACUCACUCCAUUGUAUGCUGAAAUCAAACAUGAGAAUAAAGUCAAGAAAAAAAAACAAAGUGAAGUCGAGCCCUGCAGCGACAGAUGAAUCAGUUUAUUCUGAAAUGAAACCAGGAACAGCUCUGGAUAACCAAUCUGCCUUGUAGGUUUAGUCUAUAUUAUUGUACAUGAGUUACAUCGUGAAACCAUUUAGUGAGCUAUUGUGUUUGUUAUCCUAAUUGGAUAAAAAACAUAAUUAUCCAAUUUAUAUGCUUCAUGUAGGAUAAACAUAGUCUUUAAGCACAAGGCAUAAGCUUUCCAUGUUUCCAUAGUGGGUCACGGGGGAACUGGUGCCUAUCUCCAGCAGUCUAUGGAGGAGAGGCAGGGUAGACCCUGGACAGGUCAUCGAUUGAUCAUCGUAGGGCAACACACAGGACAAACAACCAU